AAGAACUGGACAUUUCUAAUUAUAGCAAAGAUGUCGCGUUUGCUAAUACUGUAAUAAAUUAGAAUUAGGUGGUAAUAAAAAUAGACCUAAAUUCACAACGUAUUGAAUCGUAUCAAUUUAAAUAUGUUCCCCAUGAUUGUUUUUGUUUUUCAUCACGCAAACACAUCAACUCGCGGACAUGCAGCGUUUAGAUGUCACGCCUAAACUUCCGUGAAACAACACGCACACAGCCGCUUCGAGCAGCGCAGAGCUCCGGGGGACGCGGCUCGGUGAGCCCGGACACAGCGCACGCUCACCGGCCACGUUAUGAACAGCGGGACGGUGCUGGGGUUCAUAACGUUAGCUAAUGAACGCAUCGUACGUGAGCUAACGUUAGCAACGUCAUCUCGUGCGUGUGUGUUUUGACAUGUCCAUCGAAUCCGGGCUGUAAUUAAUGUCUUGGAAGAUGUUCGAAGUGUUCCGUUAGCGUCCAGCUCGGCUCGACGGGACAUGUACACACUACCGGUGGAGAUAAAAUGGUACCUGUUCGCUGCCGCUCCAAGUCUUUCAGCCGCCGACGUGGAAGAGAUAACUUGUCUUAAUAGUGACAACAACACUUCCUCUUUUCAGAAUAAAAGCUUCAUCUCUACGAAGGUAAAUCUCACAGAAACUACACGCGUUCACUUCGCUGCAUAGAUGAGACUAUGGACGACUGGGUCUGUGUCGAUUGCUUCGAUAUGAACUUAGAGGUGUGGGACUGAGCCAUUAUAUGAAUGUAUAUGUUCCCAACUUCCCACGAAUGGAGAAUGACACAUUAUAAAUUCCUUAAAUACAGUGCUAUUAUUCUGAAAAUGUGACCGGAAGAGCUUCUUUCUUAAUCCGGUUGCUCGUGGAAUAACAGCCUAGAAAGCGUGUUGCAGCUGAACGAGCAGUGGACGAGUUGUUUUUGUGUCUGCUGAACCGGAACAGCAUGUGAACUCACGUCGUUCCUGGUCAGACGCAUCUAAUCCUCAACAGUCACACUACGCAUGCGCCGACAUCAAGGGAGGGCACCAUGGGUCGCAGCAGAAGCAGUUCAAUGUCCCAUGGCUUUCCUGCGGUGGGGGUGUGCCUUGCUGCUCUGCUCCUCAGCAACGCCUUGCUCUACCUGUACCUGGAGUCUUUGUACCAGACCGAUGAGCAGCUGCUGUUCUCCCAUGUCGGCUGCGGGCCUCGUCAUUUUAAAAUGGUGACCAUGAAGAACUGCACCCCCUGGCUCCCGUGUUCACAGAUACAUGCUGAAGUGCGCAAGCUGAAGCUGAUUGGCCAGGGAGCUGUUAAGAAGGUUUAUCUGUCAGAGUGGAGGGGUCAGAAGGUGGCUUUGUCCCAACUCGCCUCUCUGGAUUACCGAGAGGAUUUCCUCCAUGGAUUGUCUAUGUUACAGGCCCUGCAGGGUCCCCAGGUGGUGCAGUUGGUGGGGUUUUGCCUCGAAGACCACACCCAGGUCACGGAGCACCACCCGCUUGGCCCCUUACUUAACUUGGAUGCUGUUCUUGCACAAGAGCAGCAUCAGCAACACAACAAAUGGCAGAUGCGGCUGAUGCUGGCUAUCGAUUAUGUCUCCAUCCUUCAUUAUCUUCAUAACAGCCCAGCUGGGCGGCGGGUUAUGUGUGACUCCAGCAGCCUGGAGAAAACGCUCUCCCAGUUCCUGCUGACCAGUAACUUCCACCUGGUGGUGAAUGACCUGGAUGCGCUGCCGGAGGUGGAUCCGUCCAGAGGCUUGCUGGUGAAAUGUGGUCACCGGGAGCUCACCGGGGACUUCAUUGCCCCGGAGCAGCUGUGGCCUUUCAAAACCAACGGGAAGCCAUUUUCAGACCAUCUCAUGCCGCAGUAUGACGAGAGGACAGACAUCUGGAAGAUCCCCGACGUGACGUGGUUCCUGAUGGGAAGGGUACCUGGAGGGGAUGUAGUCCACUUCCAUCUUUUUCAGAUUCAUGAGGAGUGUAAGAAGGAGGACCCCAAGCUCCGCCCUUCAGCACUGGAUGUUUUGAAGGUGUACAAAUCAGUCUACAGCAGCAUGGUGCGGGACAAUGCUGGCUUGAGAGACAUGCUGUAGAAUACAUAACUGACUCGCUCACAAAGGCCAUACAUGUGCAAUAAAAGUUUAAGCCGCA
This is a messenger RNA of Cyclopterus lumpus (lumpfish), 2132 nucleotides long. RefSeq names its product protein O-mannose kinase (gene pomk). The record is from RefSeq and is a predicted model, not a curated record. The transcript is spliced from 4 exons. Gene Ontology annotation, molecular function: carbohydrate kinase activity; protein kinase activity; ATP binding. Gene Ontology annotation, biological process: carbohydrate phosphorylation; protein O-linked glycosylation; protein phosphorylation. The coding region runs from base 1034 to 2074 and encodes 346 amino acids. NCBI's taxonomy places the organism in Eukaryota, Metazoa, Chordata, Actinopteri, Perciformes, Cyclopteridae. Gene Ontology annotation, cellular component: endoplasmic reticulum membrane.